Rotaria sordida is the source of this 402-nucleotide messenger RNA. Lineage: Eukaryota; Metazoa; Rotifera; Eurotatoria; Philodinida; Philodinidae. The record is from the annotation of a GenBank genome assembly.
AUGAAAAAAACUUCGCCAAUUAAUAUUCAUUUAUCUUCAUUAUUGACGAUUUCAUCGAAAACAUAUGAUAAAUUUUGGUGUGCAACCGAAGAAGGUCAUCAUCAAUUAUCUUGUCCAGAUGAAACAGCGUUAUUAACUGAAGUAACAAUACGUAAAGUUUAUCGUCGUACACAAAUGUGUGCACCUGAUGUACAUUCAGACUAUCUUAUUCAUUGUCAAGAAUUAAUUGAUGGAUCAUUAUGUGAAGGAAAUAAAACAUGUUCAAUUGAAGUAUCUAGUCGAAAUUAUGUACAAUGUGAAGAUAAAGCUUAUGCACCAACAUAUUUUUUUGUGAAAUAUACUUGUACACAAAGUAAAUAUGAAAGAAAAAUAAAUAAUACAAAAGUUGUCUUUUUGUUUUAA